CGGCCGGUAUGGCGCGGGGGCUCGCGGUGCUCUGCUUGCGCCGCUUCGGGAGCGUUGCCUCUAGGCAGCAGAAGUGGAAAAGCUAUGUCUCCACAUGUAACGUCUCCACUAUGCCUCCUUGCAAUUUUGUACCUGAAAAAUACAAAUCCUAUCCGUAUGAACGCAUACAGAAGAUCCGUGCAGAAAAUAUUUCUCCUACACUGCGAAUGUAUUACAAGAAGCCAUUGUUGCUGCAUCAAGGACAUAUGCAGUGGCUGUUUGAUUAUAAAGGGCGAAGAUACCUUGACUGCUUUGCUGGAAUUGCCACUGUCAGUGUUGGUCACUGUCAUCCGAAGGUAACUAAGGCUACCCAGAAACAGCUUACUCGCCUGUGGCACACCAGUAAUAUCUACAUGCACCCCUCGAUCCAUGAGUAUGCUGAAAAACUAACUUCUCUUCUUCCAGAUCCACUUAAGGUGGUUUAUCUAACCAACAGUGGGUCAGAAGCCAAUGAUUUGGCUAUGUUCAUGGCGAGGAUAUUCACUCGUAACUUCAACAUCAUCUCUCUCAGGGGAGCAUACCAUGGAAAUAGCCCUUACACACUGGGAUUGACGUCUGUUGGUCAUUAUAAGCAUGGUGUUGCAAAUGACUUUGGCUGUUCAACAACAAUGUUACCAGAUGUUUUUCGUGGUCCAUGGGGUGGCAGUCAUUGUAGAGAUUCUCCAGUGCAAACUGUUCGGAAAUGCAGCUGUUCUGAAGGUGUAUGUCAUGCAAAUGACCAGUACAUUGAGCAGUUCAAAGAUACUCUAAAUACCUCGGUGCCAAAGACAAUAGCUGCAUUUAUCGCUGAACCAAUUCAAGGUCUUAAUGGAACUGUUCAAUACCCAAGAAGUUUCUUAAAGAAAGCCUAUCAGCUAGUGAGGGAAAGAGGAGGUGUUUGUAUUUCAGAUGAAGUACAAACAGGAUUUGGACGAACAGGCAGCCAUUUCUGGGGAUUUCAAACACAUGAUGUAGUCCCUGACAUUGUUACUUUGGCAAAAGGAAUUGGUAACGGCUUUCCAAUGGCAGCUGUUGUUACCACAAAAGAGAUUGCAAGUUCCUUGGCCCAAAACCUUCACUUUAAUACCUUUGGAGGAAACCCUUUGGCCUGUGUAGUUGGAGCUGCAGUUCUUGAUGCUAUUGAAGAGGAUGGUCUACAAAAAAACAGUGAGGAUGUGGGAACAUACAUGCUACUGGAGCUGGCUAAACUACGGGAUAAAUUUGAGAUUAUUGGAGAUGUCCGUGGCAAGGGGCUUAUGAUUGGAGUAGAAAUGGUGACAGAUAAGGACAGUCGACAUCCUCUUCCAGUUGAAGAAAUCAACCAGAUCUGUGAAGACUGUAAAGAUAUGGGGGUCCUCUUUGGCAGAGGAGGAUUCUACAGUCAGACUUUAAGAAUUAAACCUCCUAUGUGCAUUACUAAAAAGGAUGUCGACUUUGCUGUGGAAGUAUUUCAGACUGCUUUACAGAGACAUGUGGAAAGAGCAGCUGCAAAAUAG
Messenger RNA from Colius striatus (speckled mousebird), 1514 nucleotides. RefSeq names its product alanine--glyoxylate aminotransferase 2 (gene AGXT2). The transcript has 14 exons. NCBI's taxonomy places the organism in Eukaryota, Metazoa, Chordata, Aves, Coliiformes, Coliidae. Gene Ontology annotation, molecular function: pyridoxal phosphate binding; L-alanine:glyoxylate transaminase activity. Gene Ontology annotation, cellular component: mitochondrion. Gene Ontology annotation, biological process: glyoxylate catabolic process. The record is from RefSeq and is a predicted model, not a curated record. Bases 9 to 1514 code for a protein of 501 amino acids.